Messenger RNA from Tachysurus vachellii, 2131 nucleotides. RefSeq lists its product as uncharacterized. Gene Ontology annotation, molecular function: cysteine-type deubiquitinase activity. The record is from RefSeq and is a predicted model, not a curated record. Bases 213 to 1493 code for a protein of 426 amino acids. Gene Ontology annotation, biological process: protein deubiquitination. Lineage: Eukaryota; Metazoa; Chordata; Actinopteri; Siluriformes; Bagridae. The transcript has a single exon.
UUUAGGUCGAGUGCUGCGUCGCUCUCCACAGAAGAACAACACGGUUUCUUUAGCUCCUAAAUUUAGCGCCGACUGACGCGAGAAAUCGCUCAACGAUGACGGAGCGCAAGGACCCGGAAAUGCGCUCACAAUUCUGCUGCUGUGAAUAACCCAAAGUAUUUUUAGCAGAUGUGAUCAUCUGGUGUAGUAUAAAGGGAAGACGCAGAUGUAAAAUGCAGUUGUACAGCAGCGCGCUAACACACUACCCAGGAUCAUCGCGGACAUUUACAGUGACUGUUACUGCGAGGGGCGGAAACACACAGUUCCUGUCAAGUUCUAACACCGUUAAGGAAACUAACGCAGAAGGUUCGGCCGGGGACAUUUGUACAGACACGAACAUGACCGCGUUUUCGUGCUACGAGGCCUCACUGAGGCCCGUUUAUUACACGUCCAAAGCGGAGAUUGUCAUCACAAGGCCGAAUGGUGUGGAGAACUGUGUCCCUGUUCAGAUCAUGAAGGAUCUCCACAAAACCUGCGAUACUGCAGAUGUAUACAGAAGUCCGUUUAAAGACAACAUUGAUCAGUCACGUGGGGAUUUGAGUAGUGAUGAUGAGCACAGAAGGAGCAACCUGAACAUUUUUGAGGAUAACAAUGAGAUAACUGAUACCAACUCACUCAAUUUUCAUAGCUUGUUAAGGAGAAAUUGUGGCAGAGUGCAAAAUGAAUUGGUUUAUGUCCCUGACGAGGUUGAAACUACAAAAAAGAUUUCACAAAGCAUUCCAUUAACUUGCAAAUGGGAAAACUCAUCUGAAGUAUUCCAAAACCAAAGUAAGCUGAAAUGUCAGCAGAAGGAUGAUGAUGAAAUGUUAGAUGACCAAGUGUUGAAGCUACAUGUACUCCAAGAGCAUGCAAGCAGGUCUGACCUCAAUGAGAAGGUUAGCCAGUACCUGGCUGAGGUGGAGAAACAGAACAAAUACCUUCAAGAGCACAAGAAGUAUCGUUUUUACAUCAUCCCAGAUGGAAAUUGCCUGUAUCGAGCAGUGUCAAAAGCAGUAUAUGGUGAGCAGUCAAUGCACAGUGAGCUAAGAGAGCACACAGUGCAUCACAUUGCUGACCACCUGGAUGAGUUUGUUCCUAUUAUUGAAGGUGAUGUGGGUGAAUUUCUAAUCAGUGCAGCACAGGAUUGUGCCUGGGCUGGCUACCCUGAGUUACUGGCCAUGAGUCAAAUGCUGAAUGUAAAUAUCUACCUAACCACAGGAGGCAGUCUAACAAGUCCCACUGUCUCCACCAUGAUACACUAUCUGGGUGAGGAAGACCUGACAAAACCAGCCAUUUGGUUGAGUUGGCUGAGUAAUGGCCAUUAUGACGUGCUGCUGGACUGUAGCCUACCCAACCCAGAGUAUGAUGACUGGUGUCUGUGCACACAGGCUCAACGACAACGUGACGAGGAACUAGCCAAGUCUAUGGCGGCUACUCUGUCCAAAAUGUACAUUGAGAAGUUUAACCUUCAGUAAACUUUUUAGUCGCAGGAUUUUGUAAUCUGUAAAAUACAUUUCUGGAUCCAUGGUGUUUUGAUUCUUCAAAACUGAUGGCUUAAAUGACCCAAAUCUUUAGAAAAUAUCUAUCGAUCUAUUUUGUUCCUUUUGAAUAAAGUUCUGCACGGUGUAUAUUUCCAGAUGUGCCAUGGCACAUUUUUUUGAAAGCCAAAAGUUAUUUUAUGAUUUUGUUGCCAGAAAUGUUAGUCACAUUUCAAACAAUAUAUAAUCUGACUUGAUAAAUUGGUUGAUUUGAUUUAUGAAUUAUUUUAUGAUUUGAUCAAUAUUAAUAAAAUUUGAUUUAAAAAAAAUCAUUUCUGCAUGAUCAGAGACUCUUGAUCAUUGCAUUGUCUUGAUCGUCAUGAGACGAUCUAAAUUGUAAUUUCAUCAGGCACCCUUUACUGUGGAAUCUUAUCCUCAUGCUGUAUUUUUAUAUAUUUUAGUGGGUUGCACUUCUGAUUUCUCAAGCGUUUUUAUUCCCUUAUUUAUUGUAGUUUGGUGUAUUUUUAUAUUGUAUAUUCCAUUUACGUGCAGUGCACAUUAGGAGUGUAAUAUGCAGAGCAAGUGCAUGAAUAUUGUCAUUGUGUACAUACCUAAAAUAAAUACAAUUUUGCAUA